Molecule: messenger RNA, 1592 nt
Organism: Amaranthus tricolor (Joseph's coat)
Lineage: Eukaryota; Viridiplantae; Streptophyta; Magnoliopsida; Caryophyllales; Amaranthaceae
Product: zinc finger CCCH domain-containing protein 31-like
Exons: 3
Coding region: 299-1174 (291 amino acids)
Molecular function (GO): metal ion binding; mRNA binding
Source: RefSeq, a predicted model, not a curated record
AAAAUCAGAAAACCCUAAUUUCAUAUCUUUACAAUUUUCAGACCAAAGCAAAAAAAAUAAUAAAUCCAUAAUUUUCCAAAAACGAAAAUUCAGCGCUCAAUUCUCUCUCUCUUCGAGGCUCCCCAUCUUCUCUAACUCUAAACCCUAGUUCUACUCUCCUAGGGUUUCUAUCUUACUCAAUUUUUUCAUGUUUUGCGUAGGUUUUUAGAUCUCUGCUCUAAGAAAUUUUUGUGUUGCAAUUGAAAAUUUUGAUUUUUUUUUUGUUUGAGUUCGAUUUAGUUUUAAAAUUUUUACUUCAAUGGAUGCUCGGAAAAGAGGAAGGGGUGAAGCGGGAGUUGUAAACGCUAAUGGCGGAUUUAAAAAGCAAAAGAAAGAAUUGGAGAUUGGUAUAGGAAGCAAAUCAAAGCCUUGCACCAAGUUCUUCAGUACAUCUGGAUGUCCCUUUGGGGAAAGUUGUCACUUCCUGCACCAUGUUCCAGGUGGUUACCAAGCUGUUACACAGAUGAUAAACCGACCACUAAUAUCUAAGGUUGCUCCUCCACCUCCUCCACAGGCACUCAAUAGCUCUGAUGCUGGUGUCAAAACCCGCCUGUGCAGCAAGUUUAACAGUGCUGAAGGGUGCAAAUUUGGUGACAAGUGCCGUUUUGCUCAUGGUGAGUGGCAACUCAAUAAGCCUGUUGCUCCAACCUUUGAUGAUCCUCGUGUUAUGGGCGCCCAUCCUAUGCAUGGACGCUUUCCUGGGAGAAUCGAUCCUCCUGCUCCAACUGGUCUGGCUGCUGGAUUUGGUGCCUCCGCUACUGCUAAGAUUAGCGUUGAUGCUAAUCUUGCAGGACCCAUUAUUGGUAAGAACGGCGUGAACUCAAAGCAGAUUUGCCGUCAAACAGGUGUGAAGCUUUCUAUUCGAGAUCAUGACACGGAUCCUACCAAGAAGAACAUUGAACUUGAAGGAACCUUUGAUCAAAUCAAGAUCGCCAGCGACAUGGUACAUGAUCUUGUAGCAACUUUAAGUGUAAAUGGUUCGUUUAAAGCUUCCGGAGGAACUCCAGCUCACGGACCUGCCUCAAACAGCUAUAAGACUAAGCUAUGUGAGAACUUUACAAAGGGUUCAUGUACUUUUGGUGACAAGUGCCACUUUGCUCAUGGCGCUGCUGAGCUACGAAAGUCCGGUAAUUGAGAGCGCCUUCGGCAGAACGAAAUUUUGUCAAUCUUCAUGGUUUUGUGAAGCUCUAAUCUUUGAAUGUGGCUAUACCCAAUAUAGACUUCUUUUAGUAAAUGAAGUUCAAUGAUGCCUAGGGGUUGGCGAAUUCGCUUGUUUAAUUAAUAACUUGCUUGUUUUGUUUAGGCUUUAUGGUUGGAUGAUUUACUGUUUGCUUUUCCCACCUUGAUUAGAGAGAUUUCUGGAAAAAAAAAUUGAGGUAAAAUGUUCUUUACUUUUGGCUAAUUUCCAUCUGGGCAAGAGAAAAGUAGGAAAACAAAAGGAGCUGCUUAACAUUGUAAUUUAGAUCGGGAGUCUGUUAGUCCUUGUUCUGUACUAGGAGUUGGCUAUGUUAUUAAUUAUGAUCUUAUAACAUUAAAAUUAUGCAUUGUUCUAA